AUGGAUUAUUCAGAAAAGAAACUUGUAGAACUUAGGGAGUUAUGUGGCGCCCGUGGGAUUUCAACUAUUGGUGCAAAAUCUAUACUGAUAGAAAGAUUAUUGCAAUCUGAUCAUGAAAAUAUAAAGAAAGAGAAUAAAGAAGUAGACUUAGCUGUCGUUCCUACUAUACAACCAUCGGGAUUUUUACAAGUAUCAGAAACCGAAAUUUCUCAAGGAUCUAAAUUUGAGACUAUGGAAACUAUUUCUCAAGAAUCAUUUUCACCAUUAGAACUAUCAAAGAUGUCAGUAGAUCUAGAUAGUUCUAAUGUGAUUAAAACAGAAUCGAUAAAAGACUUCGUUGAACAGCAGGAAUAUGAUCUUCCUGUAACAUCAUCUACACCUUCGGUUACAACAUCACCAAUACUUCAGCAUGCUACAGAUUCAGUAUCUGUAUCUACAACACCUAAUCCAACACAUGUUGUACCAUUUGAAACUUCAUGUAAUCAAUCUUUUUCAUAUGAGAAUCCUCCAUAUCACGGAGAUAAUUCUUCAUAUGAAAUUGAUCAUGAGCUUUUGGCUCGAUUAAUGUCGGAAAGAAAGCAAUAUGAUCGAAAUAUGAGUUUGAACGGAUCUAAAUUUUACAACAAAGGAACCAUGAGUCAAAAUCGUCUUAAUCAUGGUGUACAAUAUAACUUUGAUUUAUUAGUGGAGAUCGUACAACAUUCUGUGGUUUACAAUGAUGGUGAAAUACCCUAUUGGUUACGAGAUUCAUAUGACAAGACUUAUGGUACGUCUGAAUGGGGGGAAUCUGAUAUUGUAGUAAAUCCAG
This is a messenger RNA of Dentiscutata heterogama, 808 nucleotides long. The record is from the annotation of a GenBank genome assembly. NCBI's taxonomy places the organism in Eukaryota, Fungi, Glomeromycota, Glomeromycetes, Diversisporales, Gigasporaceae.